This is a messenger RNA of Cinclus cinclus, 1947 nucleotides long. RefSeq names its product coenzyme Q8A (gene COQ8A). The transcript is spliced from 14 exons. Gene Ontology annotation, cellular component: extrinsic component of mitochondrial inner membrane. The coding region runs from base 1 to 1947 and encodes 648 amino acids. NCBI's taxonomy places the organism in Eukaryota, Metazoa, Chordata, Aves, Passeriformes, Cinclidae. The record is from RefSeq and is a predicted model, not a curated record. Gene Ontology annotation, molecular function: kinase activity. Gene Ontology annotation, biological process: ubiquinone biosynthetic process.
AUGGCAGGUGAUGCCAUCAUGGUCAUGAGGGGCUUGACCAAGCUCAGUAAAGCAAUCCUGGAAACCCAAGCAGGACAGCUUCGGCAGGUGCUCCUUGGGGGAGAUGUAGUCACCAUUGCCAAGACUCUCCAGGCUGCUGCUGAGGAACAGUUCAGUUCUGCCUUGGGAAAGGUGCAGGAACUAGGCAAACAGCAGGAGAACUUUACUGACCUUGGUGAGGAUUUUGGGAAAGACUAUGACUUCUCAGCCAAAGAGCCAUCAGAUGCUCCAAUGGACUUCUCCACUGCCCCUGGCAAGCCUCGAGAACACAGCGCUGAAGGCCCUGCUUACUCCUACACAACAAAUGGACCUUUUAGAAAUGUUGAUGAGACUGGAGUUUCUGGCAUGGGUCAGAAGCCUUUCCCUCCCAAAAUGGAUGCGAGGUUAUUUGGAGGCAUUAGGGACCCUGGAAAUCCUUUUGCUACUGCCUUUGGACAAAAUAGAGCUUUUCACCAAGACCAUUCCUCUGUUGGUGGAUUAACUGCUGAAGAUAUUGAUAAAGCCAGACAGGCCAAAACAGGUUCAGGGCAGAAACCCUACAAACAGAUGCUCAGUGAGAGGGCCCGGGAGAGGAAGGUUCCUGUCACCAGGAUUGGCCGACUCGCCAACUUCGGAGGACUAGCUGUUGGUCUUGGCAUUGGGGCGCUGGCAGAAGUGGCGAAGAAGAGCCUUAGACCUGAGGAACGCAGUGGGAAGAAAGCAGUGAUGGAUUCUAGCCCGUUCCUGUCAGAGGCCAAUGCAGAAAGGAUUGUGAGGACGUUGUGCAAAGUCCGGGGAGCAGCACUGAAGCUGGGACAGAUGCUAAGCAUUCAAGAUGAUGCCUUCAUUAAUCCCCACCUCCAGAGGAUUUUUGAGCGUGUACGUCAGAGUGCUGACUUCAUGCCAAUAAAGCAGAUGACGAAAACUUUGAACAACGAUCUCGGCCCCAACUGGAGGGACAAACUGGAGUCCUUUGAGGAACGCCCCUUUGCUGCUGCUUCAAUUGGUCAGGUUCAUCUGGCACGCUUGAAAAAUGGGAAAGAAGUUGCCAUGAAAAUCCAGUACCCCGGAGUUGCCCAGAGCAUCAGCAGUGAUGUCAACAACCUGAUGGCUGUCCUGAGCAUGAGUAAUAUUCUCCCUGAAGGUUUGUUCCCAGAGCACUUGAUUGAAGUUGUGAGCAGAGAGCUGGCCCUAGAGUGUGACUACCUGAGAGAAGCUGCCUGUGCAAGGAAAUUCCAGGAGCUGCUGAAAGACCACCCCUUCUUUUAUGUCCCAAGAGUAAUAGAUGAGCUGUGCAGCAAGCACGUGCUGACCACAGAGCUGGUGUCUGGCUUUCCCUUGGAUCAAGCUGAAGGGCUGAGCCAGGAGAUUCGAAAUGAGAUCUGUCACAACAUCCUGGUGCUGUGCCUGCGGGAGCUGUUUGAGUUCCGGUACAUGCAGACUGACCCCAACUGGUCUAACUUCUUCUAUGACCCACAGCUGCACAAGGUGGCCCUGCUGGACUUUGGAGCAACAAGAGGGUUUGAUGAGAAGUUCACAGAUGUCUACAUAGAGGUAAUCAAGGCAGCUGCUGACAUGGACAGAGAGAGAGUACUGAAGAAGUCCAUUGAAAUGAAAUUCCUCACUGGCUAUGAAAUCAAGGAAAUGGAAGAUGCCCACUUAAAUGCUGUCCUCAUCCUGGGAGAGGCUUUUGCAUCUGAAGAGCCCUUUGAUUUUGGCAACCAAAGCACCACUGAAAAGAUCCAUGGUUUAAUCCCAAUCAUGCUGAAGCAUCGGCUAGUUCCCCCGCCGGAGGAGACCUAUUCUCUUCAUCGGAAAAUGGGUGGCUCUUUCCUGAUCUGCACCAAACUGAAGGCCAAAAUCCCCUGCAAAAACAUGUUCCAAGAAGCAUAUAGCAAAUACUGGAGCAGUAGGGGCAAGAAGCCAUAG